CUAUUCUGCGUGGUGGAAAUUUUUUGAAAAAAAAUUGCUUUCUUCAAACAAGGGUGCCGUUCUCAUAUCAAUGGGGAUUGUUGUUCUCACUAUGAAGGCAUCUGUUAUUGAAAUGUUCCUUGUUUUGCUGGUGACAGGAAUACAUUCUAAUAAAGAAAUGACAAAGAAGAUUAAAAGGCCCAAGUUCGCUGUGCCUCAGAUCAACUGUGAUGUCAAAGCUGGAAAGAUCAUUAAUCCUGAGUUCAUUGUGAAAUGUCCAGCAGGAUGCCAAGACCCCAAAUACCACGUUUACGGCACUGACGUGUAUGCAUCCUACUCCAGCGUAUGUGGUGCUGCGGUGCACAGUGGUGUGCUCGAUAAUUCAGGAGGUAAAAUACUUGUUCGGAAAGUUGCUGGACAGUCUGGCUAUAGAGGGAGUUAUUCCAACGGUGUCCAAUCAUUAUCCCUGCCACGAUGGAGAGAAUCCUUCGUCGUCUCAGAAAGUAAACCCAAAAAGGGUGUAACCUACCCAUCGGUUCUUACAUAUUCAUCAUCCAGAAGCCCAGCUGCCCAAGCAGGUGAGACCACAAAAGCAUAUCAGAAACCAUCCAUUCCAGGGACAACUGCGCAGCCGGUCACUCUGAUGCAGGUUCUGGCUGUCACCGCAGACGAGGCCACCCCCAGCAUCUUGCCAAAGCCAUCCUCAUCCACAGCCUCUACCACCAGCAGCCCCAGACCACAGCCUGUGGGCUACAGGAGCUGGGAGAUGGAUCUCUGGUCCACCACCACCUACACAAGCGGCCAAAACAGUCUGGGCGCCAAUCCAGGAGAAAUGGACUUGUGGAGACCCGGAUCGGUCCUUUUAGAUGCAGGAUUUGUUCCAAAAGAAGAAUUAAGCACACAGUCUUUGGAGCCAGUAUCCCAGGGAGAUCCAAACUGCAAAGUUGACCUGUCGUUUUUAAUUGAUGGAAGCUCCAGCAUUGGCAAACGUCGAUUCCGAAUCCAGAAGCAAUUCCUAGCUGACGUCGCCCAAGCUCUUGACAUUGGUCCUGCUGGUCCACUGAUGGGUGUUGUCCAAUAUGGAGACAACCCUGCUACUCAGUUUAACCUCAAGACUCACAUGAAUUCCCAAGAUCUGAAGACAGCAGUAGAGAAAAUUACCCAGAAAGGAGGGCUUUCUAAUGCAGGCCGGGCCAUCUCCUUUGUGACCAAGAACUUCUUUUCCAAAGCCAAUGGAAACAGAGGUGGCGCCCCCAACGUGGCCGUGGUGCUGGUGGACGGCUGGCCCACAGACAAAGUGGAGGAGGCUUCAAGACUUGCAAGAGAGUCAGGAAUCAACAUUUUCUUCAUCACCAUAGAAGGUGCAGUUGAAAACGAGAAGCAGUACGUUUUGGAGCCCAACUUUGCGAACAAGGCUGUGUGCAGAACAAAUGGCUUAUACUCGCUCAGCGUGCAGAGCUGGUUUGUCCUCCACAAGAGCGUGCAGCCCUUGGUGAAGCGGGUCUGCGACACCGACCGCCUGGCCUGCAGCAAGACCUGCUUCAACUCAGCUGACAUCGGCUUUGUUAUCGACGGUUCCAGCAGCGUGGGGACAGGCAACUUCCGCACUGUCCUCCAGUUUGUGGCCAACCUCAGCAAAGAAUUUGAGAUUUCAGACACGGACACGCGCAUCGGCGCCGUGCAGUACACCUACGAGCAGCGGCUGGAGUUUGGGUUCGACAGGUACAGCACCAAGUCUGACAUCCUCAAUGCCAUCAAGAGGGUGGGAUACUGGAGCGGUGGCACCAGCACAGGGGCCGCCAUUAACUACGCACUGGAACAGCUCUUCGAGAAGUCCAAGCCCAACAAGAGGAAGUUGAUGAUCCUCAUUACCGAUGGCAGGUCCUACGAUGACAUCCGGAUACCAGCCAUGGCUGCUCAUCGGAAGGGAGUGAUCACCUAUGCGAUAGGUGUUGCUUGGGCUGCACAGGACGAGCUGGAAGUCAUUGCCACUCACCCUGCCAGGGACCACUCCUUCUUUGUGGACGAGUUUGACAACCUCUACAAAUCUGUCCCCAAGAUCAUCCAGAACAUUUGUACAGAGUUCAACUCACAGCCUCGGAAUUGAAUUGAGAGCAGGCAAAGCAUCAGCAAGAGCUGCUUUCCUGACGGGCUCUCUGGACAACCCCAGGGCUUUGUGGGGCACCCACAGUGCAGCAAGGCUUGGGUAGGGUUCGGGAAACAGACGUGUUGCUACUAUCCUUUGCCGUCAUGGCUUCUCAUACUUCAGAAGUUGAAGUUGGAAAGAUCAUCAUGAAUUUGUAGAAUGAGCCAAAAUAAUACAUCAUUUUGAGGGUGCUGAGGAUUUUACAUUUUGACAAUUGUUUUCAAAAUAAAUGCUCAGAAUACAGUGCAGCACUUGUG
Molecule: messenger RNA, 2382 nt
Organism: Cynocephalus volans (Philippine flying lemur)
Lineage: Eukaryota; Metazoa; Chordata; Mammalia; Dermoptera; Cynocephalidae
Gene: VIT
Product: vitrin
Exons: 15
Coding region: 71-2086 (671 amino acids)
Biological process (GO): positive regulation of cell-substrate adhesion; extracellular matrix organization
Cellular component (GO): interstitial matrix
Source: RefSeq, a predicted model, not a curated record